UAUGAUGAUCAAGUUCUGCGUUCAACUACUGGUUUUCUUUUGUUUGGUCAGUUUACAGGAGGGAGCCAAGGCAGAGCAAUGUGGUAAACAAACCGGAGGUGCACUAUGCCCCGAUGGGUUCUGCUGUAGCCAAUUUGGCUUCUGUGGCAAUACUUACGCCUACUGCGAAAAUGGUUGCCAAAGCCAAUGUAAUACUGCUGCUGUUGCUACUGGUGUUGGAGGCUCCAGUGCUUCUGUGACUCUGGCCCCUGUCGGUGGUGGUGGAGGCAACGUGAGCUCUCUAAUUAGCGAAGCCCUUUUCAACCAAAUGUUGAAACAUCGGAAUGAUACAAACUGCCCUGCUAAAGGCUUCUACACUUACAACGCUUUUAUCGCUGCCGCAAAGUCCUUCAACGGCUUCGCCACCAUCGGAGACACCGACACCCGUAAAAGGGAGAUCGCCGCUUUCUUGGCUCAGACUUCUCAUGAGACCACAGGAGGAUGGGCAUCUGCACCAGAUGGUCCAUAUGCCUGGGGAUAUUGUUACCUUCGAGAACAAGGUAAUCCUGGAGAUUACUGUCAAUCCAGUACCCAGUGGCCAUGUGCUGCCGGCAAGAAAUAUUACGGCCGAGGACCCAUUCAGAUUUCAUACAACUACAACUAUGGGCAAGCAGGAAAAGCAAUAGGUUCAGACUUGCUGAACAACCCGGACCUGGUUGCUACAGAUCCAACCAUCUCAUUCAAGACAGCGUUCUGGUUUUGGAUGACACCACAAUCACCGAAACCCUCCUGCCAUAAUGUCAUGACCGGGCAAUGGAAACCAAGUAGCGCGGACACGGCAGCAGGGCGAGUUCCUGGCUAUGGAGUCACAACUAACAUCAUAAACGGUGGACUUGAGUGCGGGAAAGGAGCCGAUAACAGGGUAGCUGAUCGGAUUGGAUUUUACAAGAGGUACUGUGACUUACUUGGAGUGAGCUAUGGUGACAACCUUGACUGCUACAAUCAACGCUCUUUCACUUAA
Messenger RNA from Telopea speciosissima, 1000 nucleotides. Its product is annotated as basic endochitinase-like. The transcript has 3 exons. NCBI's taxonomy places the organism in Eukaryota, Viridiplantae, Streptophyta, Magnoliopsida, Proteales, Proteaceae. Gene Ontology annotation, biological process: defense response to fungus; cell wall macromolecule catabolic process; chitin catabolic process. The coding region runs from base 2 to 1000 and encodes 332 amino acids. Gene Ontology annotation, molecular function: chitinase activity; chitin binding. The record is from RefSeq and is a predicted model, not a curated record.